GGUGGAUGGCGUGUGCGCCAGCCGGUAGGCCACGCUAUAGGUCGUCCCGGCGAAGGCGGUGACGAUCCAUUGAGGCGGCGGCUGCUGGGUGCAGGGUGGUUCAUUAAUUUGGUUUCGUGUCUAUUACAAACCUUUUGAUGUACUAUUGUCAGCCGUAUGUUGUUUGAGAGAGAAGGCACCUCAUCUUAUAACAGUGAAUGCCCUCAGGAAGCCUUGCAAGCAGUGUCAACUCUAAUUUUUACCGCUGCUAGAUUUCCUGAUUUGCCUGAACUGUGUGACCUCAGACAUGUGUUAACGGAGAGAUAUGGGAGUUUCGUUGACCCCUUUGUUAGCUCUGAGUUUGUUCAGAAACUUCAGAACAAGUCAUCUACUAAUGAACAAAAGCUGCAAGUGAUGCAACGCAUAGCUGAAGAAUUCUCAGUCCUAUUUAAUGCCAACGCAUUGGAACAUUGGAAUAAUAGAUAUCUGGUGUACCUCAAAAUAGACAUGAUUAUUAAAACAAGAGUUCUUUUAAAUGUGUACAAGUUGAAAAAUCAGCAUGUGAUGAGUUGAAGGUGGAUAGACAUCAUGAAAGAAAAUCGAAAGUGACACCUGAAGUCUAUGAAAAGAAGCAGGAAAUGAUAAAGCCUAAAGAUAUUCAUGUAAUCCCUGAUGCUGUUGGUCAGCUUGUUGAGAAAAGCAGGAAGAACCACUCAGAUAUACCUUAUGAUGUGCCUCCUUUAGACUUGAAGCUAAUUAAUGAUUAAAAGGAACUAAAGAAAGAAAAUAAAAAACACAAUCAUCACCUAAUGUUCACAAAACGUACCUUAAAAAAUUUUCUUCCUCUAAUAUUUUUAUUGCCAAGGUCUGUUUAUGGUGCCGGUGAUACUUUUAUUCCAACGCUUUCUGCAGUGGGUAAGUGCCCUUUUUCUUCCGAAGGGUACUGCGUUACAGCAGUCAACCUACAUUUUUAGCCUGCUUUAUUGAGUUCAGCUUGUUUUAUUAACUGACAAAUAUAUCUUUUUAUGUUGCCAUAUCUUAAAGAAAUUACAAGUAAAUGUAACUAGUCAUGUGGUUUUUCAGGUACAUAUUUGAUACCUUUCGGGUUCAUCGUCCAACCGCUGGUGGAACUGGACAUGUGGACAGCAUACAAAAAAAAAUGCUCUGUAAUUCUGUUGUCAGCUUAAAAUUCAUUAUUUGUGGUUUGCUUUAAUAUUUCGGUCUGCAGCUUUGUUGUCCACUUUAUUGUAACUGCAUGGCUGUUUCUGCAAUUUUGCUAUCGCAAUUCUCUGUUGUUGAUAUUUUUCUGCGCUGUUUCUACGUUUAAAUAUGCCCCUUAGAUGAUACUUUCUUCUCUGGCCAUACCUGUCAUUUUACAGCACCGAAUAUUGUUGCCAUAUUUAUAUAUAUAUCUGAUUGUUUUCUCAAUGCUAAUUAUACUGUUACAUAACAGUGUUACAUUUUUUUGUUCUAAUGUCUACCUUUGUAGGUCAUAUUCAAUUAUUCUUUCGUUGCAAAGCACAUUGAGGAAGGGAAUUUCAUCACUGUCCCUUGGAGAGACGACUUCCCUCAAAAUGCUCGUCUGUUUAUCUUCAAAACCUACUGUCGUAUUCAUCGGUGUAUUGAUAUUGGGUGGGUGUUUCUGUCUUAGUAGUCACUUUUUUUACAUGUAAAACUUGACAUAGAUGAA
Molecule: messenger RNA, 1669 nt
Organism: Oryza brachyantha (malo sina)
Lineage: Eukaryota; Viridiplantae; Streptophyta; Magnoliopsida; Poales; Poaceae
Exons: 4
Coding region: 157-552 (131 amino acids)
Biological process (GO): protein transport
Source: RefSeq, a predicted model, not a curated record